Messenger RNA from Teleopsis dalmanni, 669 nucleotides. RefSeq lists its product as uncharacterized. The record is from RefSeq and is a predicted model, not a curated record. Gene Ontology annotation, molecular function: nucleic acid binding. The coding region runs from base 1 to 669 and encodes 222 amino acids. The transcript has a single exon. Lineage: Eukaryota; Metazoa; Arthropoda; Insecta; Diptera; Diopsidae.
AUGCAACUGGUACAGGAGGAUUGUUUUUCGGAGGAAAAGAGUUUACUUAAGCUUCAACAACCUCUUAACAAAAAAUGCAAACUAUACAAAUUAACGCCAUACGUAGACAACGAAGAAAUUAUUCGUGCCAGUGGUCGCCUGGACGAAGCCAUAUAUCUGCCUCUUGAAGCUCGACGCCCUAUUAUAUUGCCGAAACGCCAUGUCGUCUCCGAACUAAUAGUGAAACACUAUCAUGUUGCCUACAAACAUCAAAAUCAAGCUACCAUUAUCAACGCUGUACGCCAAAAGUUCUGGAUAAUUGGUGGCAAGCCACUUUUGAAAUCAGUCCAACGCAAUUGUAUGGAAUGCCGCCUUGAAGCCGCCAAGCCAGCGCCACCGUUAAUGGGUCAGCUCUCAGUCGACCGUAUAACGCCGUAUGUACGACCGUUCUCAUACACAGGUGUUGACCUGUUUGGACCAUUACAUGUUACUAUUGGUCGUCGCCGUGAGAAGCACUGCGCUGUCAUAUUCACAUGCUUAACAGUACGUGCUGUGCAUAUAGACAUCGUCGAUAGCUUAUCAACUGAUGCGUUCCUAGUAUGUUUCCGCAGUUUUAUUAACCGUCGUGGUACGCCAGUCAGAAUGCGUAGUGACAAUGGCACCAACUUUAUUGGGGCACAAAGAGAAUAA